Molecule: messenger RNA, 1747 nt
Organism: Anopheles arabiensis
Lineage: Eukaryota; Metazoa; Arthropoda; Insecta; Diptera; Culicidae
Gene: Nipsnap
Product: protein NipSnap
Exons: 5
Coding region: 388-1206 (272 amino acids)
Cellular component (GO): mitochondrion
Source: RefSeq, a predicted model, not a curated record
CCAAGUGCGUAGAUAAUCUUUUACACAAUCAGUCGCUAGAUAAUAAUAGAAACAACAUCCACCCCGGCUGGAACCGAACCGAAAGCUGUUGCGUUGCACCUGCCCGUGUGGUUGUGUGUUGUUUAUUUGUGUGCGGCCCAUAAACGGCACGAACGAACGGUGGGAGCAGGUCCCUUCAACAAACGUUCCGGUCUUUCUGUAGUGUGCCCGCCCGCAUUCAUUCCCUAACCGGAACACACAACCAGAUCGACUAGGGUUACGGGGUCGGUGAACUUUGACCGCGAAGCCGUGUGUGUGUGUGUGGAUAGGAAGCUAGCGGAAGUGUUUUUUUUUUCUUUAAAAAGUGGCCUCAGCAGAACGAGCAACACCGUCAUCACCACCUUCACCAUGUCCUUAGCAUCUCUACGUCACGCACGGGCCGUUCUGCCGCAGCCGGUUAGGACACUGGCGACGAGCAGCGCCCUGAGCAAGGACGAAUCGUCAUGGCUGAGCAAGCUGAUGGUUCGCAAGAUCGAGCCGACGAAAAACUCCCACAGCCGGAUGCUGAGCGACAAGUUCGACAUCUACGAGCUGCACACGCACAAUGUCCGCCCGGAUUCGGUCGGAAAGUAUCUGGAAAAUUACAAAAACACGGUCCAAAUCGUACAAUCCAAGGGGAACCUGUCGAUGGAGCUGAUAGGCUCGUGGAACGUGGAGGUGGGCGAUCUGGACCAAUGUCUGCACCUGUGGCGCUAUACCGGCGGCUUCGAAAUGGUGGACCAAGCGAAGCGAGAGCUCAGCAGCGAUAAGAGCUACGUGCAGUUGAUGCAGGAACGGGGCACCUUUCUGCGGUCCCGGCAUUUGCAGUACCUGCUAGCAUUUAGCUACUGGCCGCAGCUGCAGCUGCGCGAGGGCAAAAACAUCUACGAAAUCCGUUCCUACCGGCUGAAGCCGGGCACGAUGAUCGAGUGGGGCAACAAUUGGGCCCGGGCGAUCAACCACCGCCAGAACAACAACGAAGCGUUCGCGGGCUACUUUUCGCAGAUCGGGCGCCUCUACAACGUGCACCACAUUUGGUGCUACAAGGAUUUGCAGGGACGAAAGGAAACGCGCGAAUCGGCCUGGCGAUCGCCCGGCUGGGACGAAUGCGUCGCCUACACUGUGCCACUGAUCCGCGAAAUGCACUGCCGCAUCCUAGCCCCGACCGAGUUUUCACCGACCCAGUAGGCCGAUGGAGACGGGCUGUUGCUGUUGCCUUGUUUCCUCUCCUUCUUUCUCCUCCGAGACAAAACAAAAUCUCCCAAUGUGUGUGUAUGUGCGUGCGUGAGGUUGAGCGCAGCAGGCCAAUUAAUUAGUGUUCCGUCGAUCGGUUGUUAGCGAAACGAUUUUCUUCAAUCUACCAACUAACUGUCUAUCUCAUUAUUCACGUGCAUUUUUUUUUUGUUAAGUUUUGAACAGUUUCGGGACUUAGUUGAGCAAUAAUAGAAAUGAGCUUAAUAUAGUUUACAUCGUUUACAAAAAUGAAUUCACACACACACACUCUCCACUGCAAGGUGGGAGGACGGAUGGUGGAGUUUCUUAGUUUCUCUUGUUCAAUUUUCACUCGACCGCUUUCCUUGUGUUUUCCCCAGCUUCGGCUCUGCCAGAUGGGGGAAGUUGCAUUUUUUUAAUACGUUAAAUGAAAUAUUAUUAUCCUUUUCCUUUACUGUAAAUCACACACAUGUGGCAUGUGAUGUAAGAUAAUAAACGAAAUGUAAAAUUACGCGAA